AUGGGGUUGAGGAAUGCGGAACUUCAUAGGCGCACAAUCAGGGAUCUCUCCGACAAGGGAUUUACUGUUUUAGUGCAGGAGGCGGUGCUGAGUUGCAUGGGUGCGCGGACUCCACGUAUCCCAUACUUCUCUUUACUUUCCCCCAAAGUGAACGAGGCGGUGUCUACCCUUUUGUCUCUCACGCAGUUGGUCACGAAAAGCAAUGCAGACUUUGAUGCGGCACUUCAGAGGACCCAGGCUGCCUUGAAAAGACUUGCCGCAGAGUCUCUUGGAGAUGCGGAAAUAUUACUACGAGGUGAAGAUGUGACUGCGGCUUUAUCAUAUACUACCUUUUUGGCGCGGUUCCGUGCAUUGUGGGUUUUUUUGUUUGGCUUCACGUAUCCACCAUCCUCACUGCAAGUUGUUCCUCCUCAUAUUUUUGCUGUUCGAUGGCCUGAGGUGUUAUGCGACGACACGAUUGGAUGGAUUUGUGCAACCCGGGAAGAAGCUGGGCGGUCAUUUGCCUCAAUUCAAUCUGGAACUGCUUCGCAUUUGACUUAUUUUGUGUUUAUAUUGCAACAUACAUUGUCAGUACGCACAGUAUUAUUGGAGUGCGUCGCGGAAAUGAUGGUAAAUUCUGCAGUGCGUUUUGACGUUAUGUCCGUAGUGCGGAGCAUGUAUAGGGCGUAUGAGACCUUGGAAGAGAUGGCUGAUCUUCAGGAGACGUGGAAACAAGAGGGGUUAUUCUCGGAUGACUUUAUUACGAAGUACACAUCGUCUUGUGCUUCUGAUGCUGGAGUUAGCGGCGUUUUUUGGGAUGAUUGUGGAUUGGAUUUGGUUCUUUCUCCCACCAGGGCACAUGCAAAGUCGACUUUUCUCUGCCCUUUUCUUUGGAUUCUAGAAAACUUGGUGUGGUGCUUGUACGGACGCCUAACACUUCUCUUCCAAAGUUGUUUCAUAGCCCUCCCCCCUGAGAUUUCUCCUCACCAGGCCGUGAAGGAUGUGGGAGGCACAGGCGUGGCGAAUAAUGAAGAGGGUCCCACGGUAGUUCAGCGCAAUUUCCCUGAGUUGAAUCGUUCAUUUGGGAGGAGACAAGAAAGUCGUGGGGAUUUGGUGGACAGUUCUGCUAUUGCCGCUGAAAAAGUUUCUUUUUUACAUCGGAGGACGACGACUACGACCACGAGCGUGUAUGUGGAGCCGAUGACAACAGGCUCAAAGUUGCGGUUAAGUUUUCCUUCGUUGACACGAGGUGAUUCUGCAACACGCCUCGUGGAGGAUGACUCAUUGCAAGCAAGUCGGAUUGAGUUUCAUUCACCGUUUGAUUUGAAUUUUAAUGGCGCAGAGAGUAAUGAGAGAGGGUUUUUGGAUAAAGUUGGUUGCCACAUACUGGCGCAAUUAUUAUGGAAUAUCACCCAUGAGCGACCCCGUUCCACGUUUUUUGUGGUCACUGACUGUACACGGCGUCCAGGGCCGCGUGCGUGGCAACGCAAUCAUUGCACUGUGACUACUUGGGCAGAUGAUGUUUCGGGUCGACAAGGGAUUGAGCAUUGGGUGCUGAAUUUUGUGUGUCCGAACUCUCGACUGUCAGAGAAUCCCGCGAAACGUGCGCAGCAGGAGAUCAUGCUUCUAAGAGCAGUUGUUUUUCAAGUGUUGGGAUCAACGCAGCGGAGAGCGCGGUUUACGAACGAUGGUUCCGUUUUUUAUGUGGUGCGUAGCGAUAAUGAAAUGGACGGAGGAAGGCUUUACUUUGUUCUCCUGCUUCAACGCGAUACCAGCACCACACAUCCAAGCGUUGGCGUACGUGAUAUUACCUCAAAGAAGGCGGUAGAAUUGGAGUCCUGCUGGGCAUUUCGCUCCUUGGAGGAGGUGUGUGUGGCAUGGUGUAUGCCUCAUCUAUGCAACUUGGCCAUCCGUCUGGCGGCGUUGAUCUCGUCGUGA
Messenger RNA from Trypanosoma cruzi, 1917 nucleotides. RefSeq lists its product as uncharacterized. The record is from RefSeq and is a predicted model, not a curated record. The transcript has a single exon. Lineage: Eukaryota; Euglenozoa; Kinetoplastea; Trypanosomatida; Trypanosomatidae. Bases 1 to 1917 code for a protein of 638 amino acids.